Ostertagia ostertagi is the source of this 258-nucleotide messenger RNA. Lineage: Eukaryota; Metazoa; Nematoda; Chromadorea; Rhabditida; Trichostrongylidae. The record is from the annotation of a GenBank genome assembly.
AUAUCCCGAGUUAUCGUAGCCGCUGGUAAAGGCGCUGCCAAAAAGUUGCCAUCGUCGAACAAAAGUUCAUCAGCAUUGCGGCGAACUACCGCUGGGGUGCGACAGCGGCCGUAUCCAUCACAAGGAAUCCGUGUGGAAUUAGCAGCGACACCAGCCACCGCGUACGACCUUCGCUCUCGUUUUGCCAACUCUUCUCCGAAAAACACUUUGCCAGAUGCUGCACUCAAUCUUCCAGCCAACACCGAAGCACUUAUUGGA